AUGGCACAUGCUGCCGUAUGGCUUGCUCCUCCUCAUUCGCCUCUCACUCUCCCUCGGACCCUUCCUCCUUUCCCCUUAUUCCCUCUCUCCAUCGUGUCCCCCUCAUCAGGUGGGGGGCGUGCGCACGAGCCGGCGGGGCCAGUGGGGGGCGUGCGCACGAGCCGGCGGUGUCAGUACAUGCUGCAGUAUGGGGACGGCAGCACCACGGCGGGGGAUGUGCUCUUUGACUCGCUCGCUCUCCACUCCACCUCCAAUAACUCCGCCAACGCCACCAUCGCUUUUGGCUGUGGAGUGCACCAGACGGGGCGCCUCGCGUCGCCCUCCUCCACAGCGUCCCUCAGCGGGGUCAUGGGGCUGGGCCGCGGCCCGCUCUCUAUAGUCACACAGCUGGCAGCACAGGGCGUGCUGCACGAGUCCUUCUCGCUCUGCCUGGAGGGCCGCCAGCGCGGGGGCCACCUCGUGCUGGGGAGGCGGCGCCUGCCCGUUACUUAUGCCACCGUCACUGCUCCCCUCGCACCCUCUGAUGACCUCACGGUGUACCGCCUGCCUCUGCUGGCGCUCUACCUCAACUGGGCGCCCAUCCCCCUGCCCAACGGCACCACCGCCAUCACCGUCGCCCCGCCCCCACACGGCCUCUCCACGCCCGCCUCUGGCACCUCCUUCUUGGGGGGCGAUGGGGCUGCUGCGGACAUGGGGGGAGGUGGGGGCGCGGGUGACAGUGGCGGGGGGGAUGGGGAGGGCGAUGGCAGCGGGGGCACGGCGGGGGGGUCGCUGCCUACAGGGGCGGUGUCGGGGGGAGCGGUGAUAGACAGUGGGUCGACAUUCACGGCCCUGCCUGCGCCCAUCUUCUCUGCUCUCACCUCCGCUUUGGAGAAGGCAGUGAACCAGUCCAUGAGGUGGUCGGGGUUCUUCCGCUGCCUGCGCACGCCCAAACGCAUGUCCAGUGCAGAGCUGGCAUCCACGUACCCGCCUCUCCAGCUCGACUUCUCGGCCAACCUGCUGUGGGCCGUCCCCGCCUACAACUACCUCUUCCACAAGAACGACACACUGCUGUGCAUAGCAGCCAUUGGAUACCGGGAGUCCAACACCACAUACAUAGGAGGGUCGUGGCUGCGCAACAACGACGUGCUUUUCAACCACGAGAAGAACACGAUUGGAUUCGUGCCCAUGAACUGCACCUCGGGGAAGCUCAUCAACACCACCACCAGUGCUAUCAUCCGCUCCUCCCCUGCCAUCUUUGAAAACCCGCCCGACUACAGCUACGAUGAGUCUUCAGGCCGGCGGCACAUCCAACCGACCAAGUUAUGGUCCACACUUACUGUUUUAGGACUGGCCAUGAUGUUCAUGUAG
Molecule: messenger RNA, 1350 nt
Organism: Closterium sp. NIES-65
Lineage: Eukaryota; Viridiplantae; Streptophyta; Zygnematophyceae; Desmidiales; Closteriaceae
Source: the annotation of a GenBank genome assembly